UUCUGGUAGCAGGGAGGAGACUGAACCCGGUAUGUGACUGUGCAGAGCUCCUGGGAGAACAGCAAGAAUUCGUCAAGAUUUACUUUUUGUUUGUACAGAAGAGGCCUGGAUUGGAGGCUUUGAUUGGUGGUAGGCAAGAAGAGACUGACAGGAGAUUGAAAAAUGUUUUGAUAACUUUGUACUGGCUGGGAAGAAAAGCACAAAACAACCCCUACUAUAAUGGUCCCUAUCUCAAUCUGAAAGCUUUUGAGACUCUGUUGGGCCAGGCUUUGACCAAGGCUCUUGAAGAUUCUAGCUGCCUGAAAAGAAGUGGCCGCGACAGUGGCUACGGGGAUAUCUGGUGUCCCGACAGAGGAGAAUUUCCUGUCCCUCCAGGCAGCCAUAGGAGGGAAGAUUCCUUUGAAAGCUUGGACUCCUUGGGGUCUAGAUCACUGACCAGCUGCUCCUCAGAUCUCACGCUCAGAGGUGGGAAGGAAGGUUUCGAAAGUGACACAGACUGGGAAAUCACAUUCAAAAUGCAGGACUAUAACAAAGAUGAUAUGUCCUAUCGAAGGAUUUCAGCUAUUGAGCCAAAGUCUGCCCUACCAUUCAAUCAGUUCUUGCCCAACAAAAGUAAACAGCCAUCCUACGUGCCAGCGCCUCUGAGGAAGAAAAGGACAGACAAAAAUGAGGAUAACAGAAGAAGCUGGGCAAGCCCAGUCUACACAGACUCAGAUGGGACAUUUUCAAGUAACCGGAGGAGGACUUGGGGUCCCAAGAUGGAGCGCUGGCACACAGUCCACGAAACGUCAACCUCCUCUUGUUAUUUGGAAGAGGAGGAAGAAAAGAUAACGCGCAUACCCAACCUUGUGAAGGACGAUCUCUAUGUAAGGAAGUUGAGUCCAGUCAUGCCAAGCCCAGGGGGUUCUUUUGAUCAGUUUCUUCCCAAGUGCUGGAGCCCAGAAGAGAUGAGCUGGAAAAAAAUAAAGAGGGAGACUUAUAAGCCAUGGUAUAAGGAGUUUCAGGGAUUCAGGUGGAAUUCAGACUCUGAGGAUGAGGACUCAGGCUCCCUCAGAAGUGCCACGCUUUUUAGUAGACUAGAAAAGGCAGAGAAUAGGUUAGCCAGCAACUACCAAAAACCUUCACUCUUGCUGGAGCUAGCCACCAGACGUGCCAUGAGGUCACAGGACGCCCAUGCAGCCAGGAGGACCAGCGGUGCUUUGAGAGAGUCCAGUCAGUUUUUAUUGCUUCAGGCCCUUCAGACAUACUCUGAUGACAUCUUGUCUUCGGAAACAAAUGUCAAACUCGAUCCCACCUCUGGCCCAAGGCUCAUAACUCGCAGAAAAAAUCUCUCUCACACACCAGGCUAUCAAGCAGAUGACCUUGAGCUGACAGCCUUGGAUCCUGACUUAGAAAAUGAUGAUUUCUUUGUCAGAAAAACUGGGGCUUUCCGUGCAAAUCCUUGUGUUUUUCGAGCCUUCGAAGACUUUCGAAGGUUCUCUGAGCCAGACGAUGCUGUUGAACGAGAUAUAAUUUUGCAGUGUCGGGAAGGUGAACUUGUACUUCCAGAUUUAGAAAAAGACGAUAUGAUUGUUCGUCGGAUCCCAGCACAGAAAAAAGAGGUGCCACUGUCUGGGGCCCCCGACAGAUACCAGCCAGUCCCUUUUCCUGAACCCUGGACCCUACCUCCAGAAAUCCAAGCGAAAUUUCUCUGUGCCCUCGAAAGGACAUGCCCUCCCAAAGAAAGAAGCAGUAGCUGCCGAGUCUUAGUCCCUUCCCACCGACAGAAGAGAGACGACAUGUUGACUCGCAAGAUCCAGUCGUGGAAGCUGGGGACUGCUGUGCCUCCCGUCAGCUUCAAGCCUGGCCCCUGCAGUGAGGCCGACCUGCAGAAGUGGGAGGCCAUCCGGGAGGCCAGCAGACUUAGGCACAGGAAGCGGCUGAUGGUUGAGAGACUCUUUCAAAAGAUUUAUGGUGAGAAUGGGAGCAAGUCCAUGAGCGAUGUCACCGCAGAGGAUAUUCAGAACCUGCGUCAGCUGCGGUACGAAGAGAUGCAGAAAAUCAAAUCCCAACUGAAAGAGCAAGAUCAGAAGUGGCAGGAUGAUCUUGCAAAAUGGAAAAGUCGCCGGAAGAGUUACAAUUCAGAUCUGCAGAAGAAGAAGGAGGAGAGGGAAGAGAUCGAAAAGCUGGCCCUGGAGAAGUCUGACCGAAGCUCCAAGACAUUUAGGGAAAUGCUGCAGGACAGGGAAUCUCGAGUUCUGAAUUCUACAAGGAGGAUGUAUUCUGCCGAUGAUGCCCUGGAUGAUGAAGUACUUCAUCCUACAGUGACUCUGUCUGAAACCAGCUAUCAGAGAGAGAGACUGGGAGACAAGACAACAGCUUAUCCUGCCGAGACGGCCAAAGAAGAUUCCACAACGUUUGCAAAGAGACAGGACAGUGUAACAGCUGAGAUUCAGCAUCCUUCUCAUAUUCCUGAAGAGCAGCGGCCGGACCCUUUAUUUGCUGCAGAACCACACCAGGCCCCCUUGUCUUCUGUAGAACCACACCAGGCCCCCUUGUCUUCUGCAGAACCGCACCAGGCCCCCUUGUCUUUUGCAGAACUGCACCAGGCCCCCUUGUCUUCUGCAGAACCGCACCAGGGCCCCUUGUCGUCUGCCGAGCCUCACCAGGCCCCCUUGUCUUCUACAGAACUACACCAGGGCCCCUUGUCUUCUGCCGAGCCUCACCAGGCCCCCUUGUCUUCUAUAGAACAGCACCAGGUCUCUUUAUCUUCCGCCGAGCCACCCAAGGUCUGUUUAUCUUCAGUAGCUCUGCGUCCAGUCUCGUUCUCGUUUCAGCAGUCGCUGAGUACCAGAGGAGAGUCGACUCGGAUUUCAGCUUCUCUCCCUAGAAAUUACCAGAAAGCCGAUACAGCCAGGUUAACAUCUGUGGUCACAGCGAGACCUUUUGGCACGCAGUCAAGGGGAAUCUCAUCACUGCCCAGAUCCUACACGAUGGAUGACAGCUGGAAGUACAAUGGCGGUGUUGAGGUUGUCAAGAGACCUCAACGGAAUUUCGUCAUAGCCCCUGCCCCGAAGCUUGACUCCACCCAGUUUGUUUUGGGUUCAUCCAGUGAAAAGGAGGCAGCCCCAGGAGAAGAUGUGGCAAGCGUGUCCUCUUCCACACCCCUUUCUUCGCUCUUGCAAGACCAGGCAGCCACUUCAAAAGCCACACACUCUGGAGAAGGGAGAAGCUCACCACUGAGGGACAUUUCAAGGUCCCAGGAUCAGUUCAGCGAUAUGAGAAUCAGCAUAAACCAGACGCCUGGGAGCCAACCUGACUUCGGGUUUACAAUAAAAUGGGAUUAUUCGGGGAUCUUUGUGGCAUCCGUUGAAAAAGGUAGCCCAGCAGAAUUUUCUCAGCUGCAGGUAGAUGAUGAAAUUCUUGCCAUCAAUAACACCGAGUUUUCAUAUAAGGAUACAAAAAAGUGGGAGGAAACCAUGGCAAGCGCCCAAGAAACCGGAAACUUAGUGAUGGAUGUCAGGCGCUAUGGAAAGUCUGACUGGGGCAGAGACCAACCUCCCCUGCCAUCUAUACGGCAUAAAACCCUCAAUCUUACCAGUGUGGCUACCAAAAUUAUAGGUUCGCCUGAAACAAAGUGGACGGACACGACUUCAGGAAUUUACACCUCGGACAAGUCCUCAAGUCUGUCGGUAACAACUGAUUUCUCUGAAAGCCUUCAGAGUCCUUACACCGAAUCCAAAGAAAUCAAUGGAAUUCACGAAGAAAGCAACACCCUUGAUUCAAAAGCAUCAGAAUCCAUUUCUUUGAGAAAUUUAAAAAGGAGGUCCCAAUUUUUUGAACAAGGAUCACCAGGCUUUUCUUACAGUUCAUGGGUCUACCUCUGUGGGAGCUCCGAUUCUGCGGGUCCUGAUGUUCCAGUUCCAACCCUCAAUGCCCCAAGUCGCUGGGCAUGGGAUCAAGAGGAGGAGCGAAAACGACAGGAGAGGUGGCAGAAGGAGCAGGACCGCCUACUCCAGGAAAAAUACCAACGUGAGCAAGAAAAGCUGAGGGAAGAGUGGCAGAGGGCACAACAAGAGGCCGAGAGAGAGAAUUCCAAGUACUUGGAUGAGGAGCUGAUGGUCCUAAGAUCCAACAGCAUUUCUCUGACUACACGGGAGCCUGUGACUGCCACUUGGGAAUCCACCUGGAGUGAAGGGUCCAAGUCUUCGGACCGGGAAGGAACCCGAGCAGGGGAGGAGGAGAGAGGGCAGCUGGAAGAGGAUGCUGUUCGUGAGGACAAAAGUCGGAAACUGCAGGAGCAGCUCAUGCUUGAGCAGGAGAAGAAACAGAAGGAAGAAGCUCAGGAAGAAGAGCUUCAAAAGCAGCGGGAGGCUGAGGCGCAGGCGCAGGCUGAGGCAGAAGCCAAGGCCCGAGCAGAGGCCCAGGCCCAGGCAGAGGCUCAAGCGCGAAAACAAGCUGAAAUGCAGAAGUACCAUGCAGAGAGGGAGCGAGAAACUUCCGUCAAGAUCUACCAAUACCGGAGGCCUAUUGAUUCCUACGAUAUACCAAAGAGAGAGGAGGAAUCUUCAGGGAUGUUUUCUACGGACAGGAGCAAGUCAAGAUCUACUACAGAACUAAAUGAUACCCCCACAGAGAAAAAUGGAAGCAGCAAAUAUUCUGACCGAAUCGGGACUACUAGCUUUUCUCAAAGGAGCUCCAGGAAGGAUCAGGGCCCCUCAGAAGCAGAGUUGGAGAGACAGCAAAUCCUGCAGGAAAUGAGGAAGAGGACGUCUCUCCAUACUGACAACAGCUGGAUCCGACAGCGCAGUGCAAGUGUGAACAAAGAGCCCAUCUGCCUGCCUGGGCUCAUGAGAAGAGGGGAGUCCCUGGACAACCUGGACUCCCAGCGGCCCAGUUCCUGGAGGCAGUCCCCAUGGCACAGCCAACCUGCAGGAGUCUAUGCCUCCUCCUCCGUCCAAGACUUCAGUCGCCCGCCUCCACAGCUGUUGUCCACAUCAAACCGUGCCUACAUGAGGAACCCAUCCUCUGCGGUACCACCUCCAGCUGGCCCUGUGAAGACCAUCAUCCCAGGCCCUGCCCCCCCAGGGUCUCCUACCCCACGCAGCUGUUCCCCUUCCAUUUCACAGUCGGGCUCUCAACUCCGCAACAGGUCAGUGAGUGGGAAGCGUGUGUGUUCCUACUGUAAUAACAUUCUGGGCAAAGGAGCCGCUAUGAUCAUCGAGACCCUGGGUCUUUGUUAUCAUUUACAUUGUUUUAAGUGUGUCUCCUGCGAACGUGACCUCGGAGGUUCCUCCUCAGGAGCUGAAGUCAGAAUCCGAAGCAACCAACUUUACUGCAAUGACUGCUAUCUCCGAUUCAAAUCUGGACGGCCAACCGCCAUGUGAUGUAAGCCUCCAUUCGAAAGCACUGUUGCAGAUAGAAGAAGAGGCGGUUGCCACUGAUGCAGAACUAUAAAUAUGUCUUGUCCCCCCCCCCUUUUUUUUUUAAAAACAGAAGAACCUUUCCCUCAUUAGGACAUAGGAACACUGUAGUGUUGGUAGGACUUGUAUUUUUGCUCUUUAUUUAUAAGAUGGUAAUUUUGUCUGUGUGGGGGGAAGUGCAGUAUUUGCCUUUGAACUCAGUAUCCUAAAAGCACAAGUGGAAAAACCCCAAGAACUUAAAAAAAAAAUACUUUUGAGGCCGAUGCUGAUCUAGUUUGACCCUUUAUUGGUGUUUUGAAGAGGGUAUUUUAUUUUUUUUUAAGUUCUGAAACACUAUUUGAAAUAGUUAAUAUAAAUAUGUAAUUGUUUACUGUUUAUUGUAAUGUAUUCUAAGUUAAUGUGAAACUAUAGGAAAAAUUUUCAUUUAAAUCCACCCAUAAAUUUGCUUUUUGUGGCUUUCUUUACACAGAAAUAAUCCAAUUGAGAAAUAAUUUUGUUCCUGAAAUAUUUUAUUUGCUUGAAGAAGGCAUUCUAUUUUCCUUACAAGGACUGUGGUUGCUGAGCAAAUAGAAUAGGAAGCUGUUCAUUUCCAGUAAUGAAAAAUAACCAUGGUUUGCACCAGGAAGUUUUUCAAGAAACUAGUGAGCUUUUCUGUUCGGUUGCCUUUGUAAAUAAAAUUGGUGAUGCGUUU
Molecule: messenger RNA, 6093 nt
Organism: Microtus oregoni (creeping vole)
Lineage: Eukaryota; Metazoa; Chordata; Mammalia; Rodentia; Cricetidae
Gene: Lmo7
Product: LIM domain 7
Exons: 30
Coding region: 516-5366 (1616 amino acids)
Biological process (GO): regulation of cell adhesion; regulation of signaling
Molecular function (GO): protein binding
Source: RefSeq, a predicted model, not a curated record